Messenger RNA from Colletotrichum siamense, 258 nucleotides. RefSeq lists its product as uncharacterized. Bases 1 to 258 code for a protein of 85 amino acids. NCBI's taxonomy places the organism in Eukaryota, Fungi, Ascomycota, Sordariomycetes, Glomerellales, Glomerellaceae. The record is from RefSeq and is a predicted model, not a curated record. The transcript has 4 exons.
AUGCCGGCCGGCCCAAGCUUGAUAUCAGAUCCCACUUCUACAGAACUACAAGUCUACAGAGUCAGAACCCGCCGGCACUUUCUGUGCGCCGCCAAGGGAGGCAGCUUAGCCGCCUUGCUUUGCUACCGAGGUGGAUAUCUGAGCUACCGCCUACCUUGGUCGAGAGGGGUAAACAUCCGAACCCAGCAGGGAUGGCCUGGCCUCAUGCCCGACGAAGCAUACGCAUACAGGACUCAUCCAAGGCAAUCUGACGAGUAG